This is a messenger RNA of Aspergillus aculeatinus CBS 121060, 1818 nucleotides long. RefSeq lists its product as uncharacterized. The record is from RefSeq and is a predicted model, not a curated record. Lineage: Eukaryota; Fungi; Ascomycota; Eurotiomycetes; Eurotiales; Aspergillaceae. The annotation marks the transcript as partial. Gene Ontology annotation, molecular function: zinc ion binding; DNA binding; DNA-binding transcription factor activity, RNA polymerase II-specific. The transcript is spliced from 5 exons. Gene Ontology annotation, biological process: regulation of DNA-templated transcription; DNA-templated transcription. Gene Ontology annotation, cellular component: nucleus.
CGACGACGAAACGGCAAAUUUGCUUCUUGUGAACCAUGCCGGAAGGACAAGGUACGCUGCGACCACGGAAUCCCCGUGUGCUCGCGCUGCUUCCAACGGGAUACGGCAACACGCUGCUUCUAUCAUCCUGCACCUUUGACGCGCAAGCUACAGGACCAACAAGAAGCCACGACAGACGUGAUCGCGGUCGAAGGACCGAAUCGAGAACCGUCGCCCUUCAAAGCGUCUGCGUGUAACCCUGAGAUUGAGACACCGCUUCCUGCAGGGUAUCUGGGGCCGACCAGUUUUCUCGAUGCGUUUGCAGAGACUCGGGAUACCGACAACCAGCCGCCCACGGCCACCCAGACCGAGGCCGCAGAAGCACUGCCCGCCUACUGGGCACACAAAGUAGCCGAGAUUCUCCGCUGGCUGAAGGAACUGCCCAUUAUCGAGCACUUGGUGCAUGAGUAUUACCGACUCAGCCAGUCCGCCGCCAUACCCGCCCCGUUUAUCCUGAACGCAUUAGCCUCCUUGUUAGGGGACACUGCAUCAGCCACGUCCGUUCUCCACAACACCAGCAAGCGCUUGGUGAUUCCACCGACAACAGAGGGUAGUGAAUUUCAUGAGCUUUUCACCGGUCGCCAUCUUCGACUCGAGAUCAUCGCCAUUAUUGGUGCCAUCGCCGGCAAAGCUAGCUGCUUCGCGCUGGCCCACGGCAAGGUGUCCAGACAUUUCGGCCCAGACUACCAGGCCCGUUUCCCUCGAAGAAUGAUGACGAUGUGUGACACGGUCCUCGAGGUCUGUCGGUUCCUUACACCGACCAAUGAUUUGACCGUGUGGCUACAGCACGAGAGCUUGCUUCUGUCUGGCUUGCUGCAUGGUGAUACAAGCUCUACAACUUGGCACCGACUCGGCGAACUCUCCACCACCCUCUUCGAGCUCGGUCUCCACCGCGAAUCCAACGAUCUCCCCAUCUUUCUCGCCGAAACUCGACGACGAAUAUUCGCCGCCGCGUACCAGCUCGACAAGACGGUCGCCACUUUCCUCGGUCGACCCCCGCGUAUCUCCAUCCGCCACUCUGAUUGCAAGCCGCCACUCGAUCUCGCGGACGAGAUCCUCACAUCCGACAGCGCACACCUACAACUCAUUACCAAGACGCUGGACGAGAGCGGAUGGAGCCUCCAAGAGCCCCCGGUCUUCCAGCGAGCAUCCUGGAUCCGCGUACGGUUCGAGCUCGGCACCCUCCGCGAGGAAAUUCUCGAACUGUCUCUCCGCCCACCCAGCGCCGACACCGCCGCACAAUUAAGAGACAUCUCCCUCCGCUCCGAAAAAACCUGGUCCUCCCUGCCGAAACACCUACGAUCCUCUGCAGCUGCAUGGAGGGAACCAGGCAUCCUCUCCGUGAGCGCGCGCCUCAUGCUAACGGUCGCCCACCUGGCGCACCUAUACGAUGAAUUUCUCGUGCAGAGGCUGCUUCUACGCGAAGACAGUCAAGCACAGGGUGCACUGCUGAAGGUCAGCGCGCAAAUCCUCUCGACGGUGUUGACGCUAGGAACAUACGGGGAGGCUGCCACGGUGGACUUGCGCCGUGAUUUUAUUUGGGCUGUCCUACUCUACGGCUUUCCCAGCGCAAGUGUGCUAGUGAAAGCACUGCAGACCCAGAGCCGAACUGGCCAACCGCUUCCCUAUGUCUAUGCCGGAUCGCGAGCGGCGCUGAUCCGCGACCUCAGCGUCUUCCUGUCACAUCUGGAAUCCAUCGCGAAGACAGACAAGGUGCAUGGGCUACUGUGUGAGCGCACGAGCAAAGCACUCUUGCAGAUUUUGGACGAGGUGUUGGAA